AUGACACGCCAACUCAUCCCCCAACUUUCUCGCCAUGUCGACGGCCACGGCAGCGGAUCCGGGAAGUCGGUCCGCUCCAGCACUGCCUAUUCGGUGCGCGAAGCCCCGUUCGGAACACCGCGGGCCAUCCGCAUCAUCGGCAUCGGAGCCGGAGCCAGCGGCAUCAACAUGAUCCGUACUCUCCGAAACACUCUAGGUGCCUCGACCUACGAGCUUGUCAUUUACGAGAAGAACGCCGAUGUUGGAGGCACGUGGUUCGAGAACCGCUACCCUGGUUGUAAGUGCGAUGUGCCCAGCCACAACUACCAGUUCUCCUGGAGGCCGAACCCUGCCUGGUCAAGCUUUUUUGCUCCUGCAGCAGAGAUUGAGCAGUACUUGUGCCAGAUAUGCGACGAUGAGGACAUGCGGCCGUGCAUCAAGACGUCACACCAGAUUGUUGCCGCCUCUUGGUCCGAAUCGAAAGCCCUGUGGGAGGUACAGGUCAAGAAUCUUGAGACUGGUUCUGUGAUGAAGGAUCAUGCCAACUUCAUCAUCGAUGCCACGGGCAUUCUGAACAAAUGGAAAUUCCCGGACGUGGAUGGCAUCUCAGAUUACGAGGGAACACUGGUUCACACCGCGAACUGGCCCAAGGACUUUGAUUACGCAAACAAAAAAGUCGCCGUUAUUGGCAAUGGGGCGUCUGGCGUACAAAUAUUGCCAGCCAUUCGACCUCAUGUGGAAAAACUAUACCACAUCAUCCGGACACCCACCCUGAUCAUCCCACCACGAGUAACGACGAUGAAGAUGGGACCAUCUGCGCCCCUUCUGCAACAAAUAGAGAUGGACAAUGAGGAGCGGUUUUCGGCAGCACAGAUCGAGCGGUUCAAGAGUGACCCGGUGUUCUACGAGAAGUUUGCAAAGACACUCGAGACGGAUUCCAACAUCAAGUUUGCCGUUGCUUUGAUAGCAGGCAGCCCUCAGCAGAAGUGGGCUUUGGCCAAGACGCAAGAGUUUAUGACGGCGAUGCUCAAGGGGAACGAGAAGCUUUGCAAACAACUGAUACCAUACUUCGCUCUGGGUUGUAAGCGUCUGACUCCGGCACCUGGAUAUCUCGAGUCAUUCCACGACCCGCGCGUGUCUCUGCAUACGGACGGGGUCAAGCGAUUUGUGGCCAAGGGGAUCGAGAUGAACAACGGAGAAGUUCUCGAGGUCGACGCGAUCAUCUGCGCCACCGGCUUCGACUCUUCCUUCCGUCCCUCAUUCCCUCUUGUUGGUCGGCACGGCAACUUGCAGGACAUCUGGUCAGAGCAAACGCCCAAGGCGUACAUGUCCCUCGCUGUUGCCGGUCUGCCCAACUACUUUAAGUUCCUUGGCCCCAACGCCCCAAUCGCCCACGGGGAUGUUUUUACACUUAGCGAGCACAUCGCCACUUACAUCGCCAAAGCCAUCCACAAAUGCCAAACGGAGGGCAUUCGGUCGAUCACCCCGACGGAGGCGGCGGUGGAGGACUACUUCGAGCACACCUCGGCCUUCAUGCCGCGCACGGCGUUCACGGGCGGGUGCAGGUCAUGGUACAAGCAAGGCGAGGUCCACGCCCCGGUAACUGGCUUGCACCCAGGCAGCAGGAUGCACUUUAUUCGCAUGCUGGAGCACUUCAGGGGCGAAGAUUGGGCGUACACGUAUGAGAACGCGAGGCAGAACCGGUUCGCGUACCUCGGCAAUGGCUUCACGCUGCCUGAGAUGGAAAUGUUGAAAGCCGGAGUGCCUUCCUCGUAG
Molecule: messenger RNA, 1755 nt
Organism: Colletotrichum karsti
Lineage: Eukaryota; Fungi; Ascomycota; Sordariomycetes; Glomerellales; Glomerellaceae
Product: phenylacetone monooxygenase
Exons: 4
Coding region: 1-1755 (584 amino acids)
Source: RefSeq, a predicted model, not a curated record